Cynara cardunculus var. scolymus (artichoke) is the source of this 306-nucleotide messenger RNA. Its product is annotated as small ubiquitin-related modifier 2-like. Gene Ontology annotation, cellular component: nucleus. Gene Ontology annotation, molecular function: ubiquitin-like protein ligase binding; protein tag activity. The record is from RefSeq and is a predicted model, not a curated record. Gene Ontology annotation, biological process: protein sumoylation. The transcript is spliced from 2 exons. NCBI's taxonomy places the organism in Eukaryota, Viridiplantae, Streptophyta, Magnoliopsida, Asterales, Asteraceae. The coding region runs from base 1 to 306 and encodes 101 amino acids.
AUGGGUUCGACUGUGAGAGUGAAACAAGAAGAUCCAGAAAGAGAUUCGUACAUCACUUUGAAAGUAGUGAGUCAACUCAACGAAUUGGAUCCGUAUUUCCGGGUGAGGCGUGAUGAACCGCUGCAACAGCUUAUGAUGAGGUGGAGUGGUCGGGCGGGAGUGGAUGACUACCGUACCUUUCGAUUUCUGUUUGAUGGCGAUAGGGUUCCUGAAAAUGAGACGGCUGAUGAGUUUGGAUUGCUGGAUGGCGAUAGUAUUGAUGCCAUGCAUGAUCAGGAUGGUGGUGGAAUGGGGACAGACCCAUAA